AUGCGUGUAGCCGGAGAGAGUACUUCUCACACCUCAGCAGCAGGUGAUUCGUCGCCUGCUGCUGUGAACAGUCCACGUGGUGAGUCACUACGUGCGACAGGUACAUCCGUUGCGUCUGCAGCGGGUACCACGAGUCGUAAACAAGACGAGUUUGAAGUAGAGCUCAUCUAUUCCGGCGAGUCAGAUGAUGUAUCCGACUCGAAGACGACACCUCACACUUCCGGAUCACACGAGGCGGACACUGCAAGAGCCAGGUUGACUGGCUCUGGUCAACAUGGCGGCAUCAUGCUCGAGAUCUUCGUAUCGAGCGAUUGUUCCGAUGAAUCCUCGCCUCACGCGAGUCCAUCCACCGAUACAACGCGUGGGGAUGGUGGUGAUGCACCUAUACAUCACCACGAGAGAAGCAACUCGAGGGAUCAAGCUGUCACUAUUAUCAGUGCUCAUGCUGGCACCAAUCAAGAGGAAAAGAGGCCAGGGACCGAAAUGUCUUGCGCCACGCUCCCCACGUGGAGUCCGUGGAUGCCGCCAUCCAGAGAGUUGGACCGGUUGGCCGGCAUGACUACCGAACGGGAUCGAAUCCCGUUGUUCGAUCGCAGGAAGAUUUGCCCACCUAAUUCCAGCACGGAAACUAUCCGUGCUGAGGAAGAAUUCUUCACCGAUGCGUUCUUCAAACAUCGGUGGUACAAUGGUAGCCGUGUUCGAGACGGCAAAGCCUUGGUGCAAAGAUGGAAUGCCAUCAUCCAUGACAUCGAGUGUAUUGGCCGUGAGGCCUGGCACGCCAAACUUGAUGCAGCUCGCAUCAGGUUUGAAAAACGCAACCCAGUCGUGGCGCGAUACAAGUUGCAUUGGCUUUCAAUAGAGGCAGGAUUACCCUGUCUCUCGUGCGGUGAUUCGUGUCCAGGUUGCCUGGACAACUCGAACCGUGCCCCUAUGGAGGCCUACCUCCCUAAUGAUCCCUACUGGAGGGCGCGCAUCUCUUCUGAGAUGGCCGAAAGGAUUGACACUUUGCAAUCCCUGUACUCGCGUUCGGGGAGGUCUUUUUCCGACGGCCAUUCUUAG
Messenger RNA from Peronospora matthiolae, 1059 nucleotides. The record is from the annotation of a GenBank genome assembly. NCBI's taxonomy places the organism in Eukaryota, Oomycota, Peronosporomycetes, Peronosporales, Peronosporaceae.